CUUUGGGAAGAAGAAAGUGUAAAAUAUGCACUUUCAACUUUUGAUUCCAAAUUUCUAACUACUGUUGGGAAAGAAUGGCUUACACAUGGUCAAUUCAUUCGAAAGCAAAAAAAAGAGCCAAUGAGCUUUGCCGCUCAUUGAUUCGACAUGAUAUGGUCCCUGUGCCCAUGAAUAUUGAUGAGGAUCACUGGUGGCUGGUUGUGAUCAAUCUAGCUAAACAAGAAUGGCAAAUUCUUGAUUCAUAUGAUAGGACAUUGGAAUACUAUAUUGAAGUGACGAGACCAUUUUGUAAUGGUGUUCACUCAAUACUGCAGUCAUUUUCACCUUCGAUGCAAUCAAGGUGGAGUAACCUUGAUGUCCUGUCUUGGCGUAUUGUUGUCGUAAAGGAAAUUCCGCGGCAGUAUGACAUAUGCUCUUGUGGAAUUUUCACUAUAAAGUUUAUGAAAUACUGGAAUGGGUCUGAGCUUACAUCUUACUUCAGCCAGGAGCAUAUGGAAACAUUCAGGAAGAAGAUGCCAAGUGAAAUACUGCUUUCGUCCUCAAAUAAGAUUAGUCUUGUUGGAAAAGAAAUUCGUGACAUGCUUGAUGUUUAGUUUCCAGUUGUUUUUGUUAAU
Messenger RNA from Triticum dicoccoides, 614 nucleotides. Its product is annotated as putative ubiquitin-like-specific protease 1B. The record is from RefSeq and is a predicted model, not a curated record. Gene Ontology annotation, molecular function: deSUMOylase activity. Gene Ontology annotation, cellular component: nucleus. Gene Ontology annotation, biological process: proteolysis; protein desumoylation. The coding region runs from base 75 to 593 and encodes 172 amino acids. NCBI's taxonomy places the organism in Eukaryota, Viridiplantae, Streptophyta, Magnoliopsida, Poales, Poaceae. The transcript is spliced from 4 exons.